UUUUACUUCGUUUCAACAGUUAAUACAAGUAUCAUUAAUACUAUAUAUAAUAAUUACUCAACUUCUUUGCUUUAUUCAGUCUUCACGUGACUCUGAAACUUUCCAGUCCCCGACAGCUACUCUCUUGUGUCUUACAUCCUUUUGUCACGUACCUCCUGCUCUCUUCACCUCUCUCUCUCUACUACUACAUUCUAAAAACUCUUUCAUAUGUAAUAAUCAGAGACAUUAACAUGCUUCUUUAAUACAUUCUUACAAGCUAUGCUUCUUCGUUGUAACUUACCCAUUUCUGGGUUCCUUUUCUUUUGUUUCUUCUUCACUAUUGUUGCUUCGUCUUCUUCUUCCUUAAACCGCACAAAACAGGCGUUUCAUCAUCACCGCGACGUUACUGCUUUGUUACGUUUCAAGUCCAAAGCUGAUCUGUGGAACAAGAUAAACACAAGCUCUCACUUCUGUCAAUGGUGGGGUGUUACGUGCUAUGGAAACAGAGUGGUUCGUUUGGUCAUUGAAGAUCUUUAUCUCGGAGGUCAACUCGUUCCUGACUCAGUCAAUAGACUCGACCAGCUCCGUGUUCUCAGUCUUAAAAAUACUUCCUUAACCGGACCUAUACCGGAUCUUUCCGGUUUAGUUAAUCUCAAAUCGUUAUUUCUCGAUCACAACUCUUUCUCCGGUUCGUUUCCCCUCUCGGUUCUCGCACUUCACCGGUUAAGAACUCUCGAUUUCUCCUCCAACAACCUCACCGGUCUAAUUCCACCCGGUUUAGCUCUUUCCGGCCGGUUGAACUACCUCCGUCUCGAUUCGAAUCGCUUCAACGGUCCCAUCCCUGCUCUAAACCAAUCCUCACUUCAUACAUUCAACGUUUCGGUUAACAACUUAACCGGUGCUGUACCAGUAACCGCCGUGUUGUUACGGUUCGGUAUUUCUUCAUUUCUCAAAAACCCUAAUCUCUGCGGCGAGAUCGUUCACAAAGAAUGCAAUCCAAGACCCAAGUUCUUCACUCCGGUUACGACGCCACCGCCGCCACCACCGGCUAAAAUGCUCGGUCAAAUCGCGCAAAUCGGAGGAGUGGGACUAUCCCGGCCAAAUCACGGCAAACAUUCACGAUUCGUGGUGAUCCUAGCGUUUAUAUCCGGCGCAUUUAUACUCUUCAUAUCCAUCGCGUGCCUAAUCGGCGCGGUGAAGAGACGACGGAGAGACAAAAACGAGAAGUCAAAAACAGGAAAAGAAUCAACGGCGGUCGUCACAUUCGACGCGGCAGAGACGGCGGAAGUAGCGGCGGCGAUUGAGCAAGAGAGUGAGAUCGAGGAGAAAGUGAAGAAGCUACAAGCGACAAAAAGCGGGAGUUUAGUAUUCUGCGCGGGUGAGGCGCACGUGUAUACGAUGGACCAGCUAAUGACAGCAUCGGCUGAGUUAUUGGGUAGAAGAACAGUUGGGACCACCUACAAGGCGUUGCUUGACAGCCGUUUGAUCGUGACGGUUAAGAGAUUAGACGCCAUUAGAUUAGCGGGUGUAGGGAGAGAUAAAUUUGAGCGUCACAUGGAAUCAGUUGGUGCUUUGGGGCAUCCGAAUUUGGUUCCACUCAGAGCUUAUUUUCAAGCUAAGGAAGAGAGGCUUUUGAUUUAUGACUAUUUGCCAAAUGGCAGUCUCUCGUCUCUUGUCCACGGUACAAAAUCGUCAAGAGCAACACCAUUGCACUGGACAUCUUGCUUGAAGAUAGUAGAAGACGUGGCUCAGGGUCUAUCUUACAUCCACCAAGCAUGGCAGCUUGUUCACGGCAAUCUCAAAUCCUCCAAUGUCCUUCUUGGACCAGACUUCGAAGCUUGUAUUGCCGAUUACUGUCUCAUUGCUCUUGCAACAAACCCUCCUCUAGCAUCCAGUGGUGAUGGUCAAGAAGACGUCGAUGCAGCGGCUUAUAAAGCCCCUGAAGCUCGACACAAGAGUUUAAAUUACCAAUCUCUUAAAGCUGAUGUUUACGCAUUUGGGAUUCUUCUCUUGGAGCUUUUGACAGGGAAACAACCUUCGAAGAUUCCGGUUUUGACGUUGGAUGGGAUGAUGGAAUGGGUUAGGAAAGUGAGAGAGGAAGGUGAGAAGAAGAGUGGGAACUGGAGAGAGGAUAGGGACAAAUUUGGGAUGUUGACUGAAGUCGCGGUGGCUUGUAGCUUAACAUCGCCGGAGCAGAGGCCUACGAUGUGGCAAGUUUUGAAAAUGUUGCAAGAGAUUAAAGAAGCGGCUGUGAUGGAAGAGUGUGAACUUGUUAUGGAUUCUACUAAUUCUGGAAGCUCCUAAUUUAAGGACAGUAUUUUUAUUUACUUUUUUUUUUUUUCUAAACUAAAUCUCUCUUUUUAUGUCUUUCACUAAUCUUAAAACUAUAUGUAACAGUGGCGGUUUUAGAUUAAUGCCAUGGUUCCUUAUCGUUA
Camelina sativa (false flax) is the source of this 2414-nucleotide messenger RNA. Its product is annotated as putative inactive receptor kinase At5g67200. Gene Ontology annotation, molecular function: ATP binding; protein binding; protein kinase activity. Gene Ontology annotation, biological process: protein phosphorylation. The record is from RefSeq and is a predicted model, not a curated record. NCBI's taxonomy places the organism in Eukaryota, Viridiplantae, Streptophyta, Magnoliopsida, Brassicales, Brassicaceae.